UACUGAGCAUCACCACCGACUCCCGCCUAGCCAAGUGCAAUCACCAUUGUUUUGAGCCACAACGUCACAAUGCCCAUCGAACUCCCUGAAAAGUAUCCUUUGGUCAUCGCUGCGGCGACCAGCACGGUCUUCCUGAACGUAUACCAAUACCUCAACGUGAGAAACCACCGUCGUGCGUCAGGGAUCAAGUACCCCCAGCUGUACGCUGAGCAGGCUGAAGUGGCCAAAAACCCACUCGCUCUCAAGUUCAACUGCGCCCAACGCGCGCACCAGAAUACGCUGGAGAGCAUCAGCUAUGUUCUUAUGAUGGGCUUCGUUACCGGGUUGAAAUACCCUGUGACUUCUGCUAGUCUGCUCACGGCUUGGAUCCUCGGGCGCGUAUCGUACACGUACUAUUAUUCGAAAGGCGACCCGACCAAGCGCGGCUUUUCGCUCUUCAAUACCGCUCUUACUGGGCUUAUGCUCACCUCCGUCGCUUCGGCAGGCCAGCUCGUAUAUGAGCUGUACAAAUAGACGCGAUGCAGUUCAGGGAAGGACCAGUAGCUCUUUAAAAAAUCAUUUGUGUCAUGUCAACCGCAGACUUUGCUCAUACACUAUGUUGAGGAGUGGUACUUCCGCGCGCCUUUUAUCCGAGGCAUCCGCGUCACAAUGUCAAUAUACAAUACAAUGUGACUUUGUA
Dacryopinax primogenitus is the source of this 679-nucleotide messenger RNA. RefSeq names its product membrane-associated proteins in eicosanoid and glutathione metabolism. The record is from RefSeq and is a predicted model, not a curated record. Gene Ontology annotation, molecular function: glutathione peroxidase activity; glutathione transferase activity. The transcript is spliced from 5 exons. Bases 70 to 513 code for a protein of 147 amino acids. Lineage: Eukaryota; Fungi; Basidiomycota; Dacrymycetes; Dacrymycetales; Dacrymycetaceae. Gene Ontology annotation, cellular component: membrane; nuclear envelope; endoplasmic reticulum.